UAUACCGUAUCCAGUGUUAUAUAUUAGUACUUUUUGCUAAUAAUAUCACUAUUAAAAUCUGUAUCACUACAUCUCAUUAAUGUACACGUAUAUGCCUUUCUAACAACGAUGUCUCUAGCGAUAGUGAUGGCCAGAGGAACUAAUCACUACUCACACUACCUAAUAAUCGUCACAGUACAAAUACACCAAUAGGAUAGAGGUGCGUCAUCAAAACACGGAAUACCCUUAUAUUACACUAGAGAGGAAAUUUUCUCUCUGAUUACACCUUACACCGUGCUUUUGAUAUUGUGGCAAAGAGGAGACUGUUGGUUGCCGUAUAGUCCAUAACAGCAUUUGACACAGAUCAGCUUAGGAUUAAAGAUCGUAAUCGUAUUUUUGAUUUAGUCUACGAUAUAUCAUGGGUUGCGAUGGUGGAACUAUUCCUCGCAGAGAUGAACUCGUAAGAGUCAAAAAGAAACCAGAACAGAAAGAUAAGGAAGCAGAGCUAGCAUUUAAGUGGAGACACUGUACAAUUAAACAAUUACCAUUACAGCCACCAGUUGUUGGUUGUGCUUUAGGUCGUCUUUAUAGUAAAGAAUCUGUAUUAGAAGGCCUCCUUGAUCGAAAUACUCUUCCAGAAUCAGCACAACAUAUUAAAACUUUGAAAGACAUAAAAAACUUAAAUUUAACAUCUAAUCCGGCAUUUGAGGGUAACAAAGCAAAAAAAGGAGAUUGUUAUAUUGAUGAAAGAAAGAGUCCAUAUAUUUGUCCACUUAUUGGACUAGAAAUGAAUGGAAAGUAUAAAUUCUGCUUUUUAUGGUCAUGUGGCUGUGUAAUGAGUGAAAGAGCACUUAAGGAAGUCAGAAGUAAGAUAUGUCAUCAAUGUCAACAGCCUUUUACUGAAACAGAUAUUGUUAUUAUAAAUGCAGAAGGUGAUGAUCUUAAAUUAAUGGAAGAAAAUAUGACCCAACGAAAAACAGCUCAGAAAAGAUCUAAGAAACAGAAACAUAAUGAAGAUAAUCAAAUGCAAGAUGUUAAACAAGAGGAAGUACCAAAGAAAAAAAUGAGAAAAGAGGAGAAAAAUGGUACUGUGAAGGUCAAUAGUAAUAGGACUGAAGCUGAAGAUCCAGCAUAUAAAAAAGUUAAAGAUAAUUACAGUGUUGCUAAAGAUCCCAAAGCAUCAGAAGUAUUCAAAAGUAUUUUUACGACUCAUAAAUCUGCAGCAGAACAAGAUAGGGCACAUUGGGUCACAUAUAAUCCAUUUUAUAAUUAAAAUAUAAUUUUAAUGUAAAUGUUCUAAAAGUAAUUAAUAUUAUGUUUAUAUAAAAAAUAUUAUACUUAAAAUUCGUUGCAAACACAUUGUAAACAUUGAAAUCGUUUCUGUGUCAUUAAUUAAAUAGCUUUGUAUAUAAAAACAGUUUUAUUUAUGGAAUUUUUGUAGCCUAUGUUACGAAGUAGCAACAUUUUUAAGCUAAUAAUAUUAUAUUAUUACUUGUUUGUAACAAAAAUGGAUGAUGAUGUCAUUAUACAAAAUCUAAUAAUUAUUAUAACCACAAGUUAAUAAUAAGUUGAUAAUACAUUUUUUAUAUAUAUA
Bombus huntii is the source of this 1573-nucleotide messenger RNA. RefSeq names its product replication termination factor 2. Gene Ontology annotation, biological process: mitotic DNA replication termination; site-specific DNA replication termination at RTS1 barrier. The transcript is spliced from 3 exons. The record is from RefSeq and is a predicted model, not a curated record. Gene Ontology annotation, cellular component: nucleus. Lineage: Eukaryota; Metazoa; Arthropoda; Insecta; Hymenoptera; Apidae. The coding region runs from base 398 to 1252 and encodes 284 amino acids.